Molecule: messenger RNA, 2285 nt
Organism: Podospora pseudocomata
Lineage: Eukaryota; Fungi; Ascomycota; Sordariomycetes; Sordariales; Podosporaceae
Exons: 3
Coding region: 498-2285 (595 amino acids)
Biological process (GO): transmembrane transport
Cellular component (GO): membrane
Molecular function (GO): transmembrane transporter activity
Source: RefSeq, a predicted model, not a curated record
CGUUGCCGAAAAGGUGCUCGUAUCGCUCAUGAGGCUUCUUGUAUCUUCGUUAUUGUUCUCGUCGACUUUGAUUUCUCUGUACUAUGCCCUAGGACCUAGAAUCUGCCGCUUGUCUAUCGCUCUCUUCCCACCUACUAUAGUUUUGAUUCAUGUCUAGUUGAGACUGCCUCUUCACCUCGGCGAUAUCCCGCCUAACCCCGGACUUCCGGGCCUCGUCCCAUCUAAUCUUAGCUCGGGACAGGUCACGAAGCACCAGUUUACAUAACACUAGCUCCAAAUCACUUCCUCACAACAAAAACCAGUUCAUGUCGUAAUUCCUCCCGCGCCUAACGAGAGUUUUACCUUUUUUUUUUUUUUGGUUUGCGGGGCGGACAAUUCUUUCUCCUUGCAACUUAUGAACCACCAUUCAACGGUUUCACAUCACAAAUUGGACCAUUGUUACAUGGCGGUAUAAGAGACUGUUUCGCGGCAUCCCUGAUAUCAGAACGGGCACCUGGAUGAGCACUCACAACAUGGCGCGCGAUGAGACAAUAGCCGAUGUCGGCACCGACUCGACCGAGUCGACAAGAUUGCUAGCGGACAGAGAUGAAACCAGCAACAGCGAAAGACGACAAGAUGAAGGAGAGGCCUGGGUGGGUUACGCAGACUUUGAGGGUUUGCCUUGGUGGAGGAGACCGACAGUUUGGUUCCUCUUGGUACCAUAUGCGCUUUUUACCCUGGCAUUUGGAGGGACGGUGGUGCCAAAGCUGAAUUUGAUUCUCGAGCUGGUAUGCAAACGCUACUUUGCCGACCGCUCCGCCCGCGACCCAGAUUUCACCUUCACUCCGGUUGUUCCUGGCGAAGACAACGACCAAUGCUUCAUCCCUGAAGUUCAGCGGUCUGUCGCAACCUUUAUGAUGGUUCUCAAUGUUUUGACUGGAUUACUCAGCGCCUUGACGGCGCCGAAGUUGGGGUCGUUGUCGGAUCGUUAUGGCAGGAAACUCAUGCUGACGGUUUGCGCGCUGGGUGGGAUCAUGAAUGAGAUUAUUACCAUCCUGGCGGCCAAGUUCCCGGAAACGAUUCAUUACAACUGGCUGAUCUUGGGCGCGUUGUUUGAUGGGCUUACGGGGUCUUUUACGGCGGGCAGUGUGCUGAUUCAUUCGUACACGAGCGACUGCACGCCCCCUUCGAAGCGCGGUGUGGCGAUAGGGUACCUACACUCGUGCUUAUUCAUGGGGCUGGCGUUCGGACCGCUGUUGGCGGGGUAUUUCGCUGAGUGGACGGGGUCGCUGUUGUCGAUCUUUUAUGUGACGCUGGGAUGUCAUAUUUUCUGGGUGUUUUCCAUGUUGUUUAUCACCCCAGAAUCGCUGUCAAAGAAGAGACAAUUGCUGGCGAGGGAGAAGUACGAGAUUGAAAAGGCCGCGAGACGGCCACCGACUGUUGCGACAAGGGUUGGGGAGUUCGGGAUGAGGGCGAUGCUUGGACAGCAGAUCAAUGGGGUUGUGUACAUGAUGAAGAGCCAGAACCCGUUUGCGCCACUCAAGAUUCUGUUUCCCAAGGGAGCGCACAAUGCGAGGUUGAGGAGGAAUUUCUUGAUCCUGGCGUUUUUGGACAUGGUGCUGCUCGGGGCUGCCAUGAGUGGCGGGACGGUUAUAAUAUUGUACACCGAGUACAUGUUUGGAUGGCGCAACUUGGAGAGUUCGAGGUUUGUCUCGCUUGUGUCGAUGGUCAGGGUUGUGGUUUUGCUUGGUAUUUUCCCGGUUAUCAACUAUGUGUUCCGGACGAGAAAGGCUGCUCGCUUGAGGCGGGAAUCGACUGCGCCGAUUGUGGAGAAGAAUAACGGGGCGGACGAGUUCGAUAUCUGGAUUUUGAGAAGCGCGAUUCUGUCGGACGUGGUGGGAGUGAUCGGGUAUGCUGUUGUCCGGGAUCCAGCGAUUUUUGUUGGAUGCGCCAUCAUCACGGCGUUUGGUGGCCUCGGUUCAGCUACUAUUCAAGCUGCACUCAGCAAACAUGUGCCCGCUGAGCGUGUUGGUCAGCUUCUUGGAGGCAUAGGAUUGCUUCACUCGCUGGCGAGAAUUGGUGCGCCGGUUCUGUUUAACGGGAUCUAUGCCGCAACGGUGUCGUCGUAUCCGCAGGCGUUCUUUGUGGUGCUGGCUGGGCUGUUCAGUGCUACGUUUAUCGCAUCGCUUAUGCUGAAACCUGGAGUGUACAUGACCGAGGAUGAUGCUGAGCCAGUCGAGAUUGUGGCUACCCCUGGUGAGCGGGAUGCGCUGGAGGAUGAUGAGCUCCUUCCGAGAGUCUCUUGA